UCCACCCAGUUCCCCCCCACUGUUCCGCUUCACACAGCCUCCCCCACACUGUUACACUCCACACAGCAUUUUAUAUAUCCCGUCUCUUUACAAAGUGUAACCUUCAGGCAGCGUUCUCCUUGCACAGCCUUUAAUUGUACAAAGCCUUACCCUCAGCUUUCCCCCUCACACAGCCUUUCCCUCCCCAUAGCAUUCCUCUCUCUCUCUCACACACACACACAGCUUUUCCCUCCGCAUAUCUCUCACUAGCAUUCUCUUCAGCGUUCCUCUUAAGCAGGCUUUCCCUCCACUAGCCCUUCAGUCAGAAGUGUGCCAUUCCCCCAGCCCUUCCAUCAGCCGUGCCUCUCCCCCAGCCCUUCCAUCAGCCGUGCCUCCGCCCCAGCCCUUCCAUCAGCCGUGCCUCUCCCCCAGCCCUUCCAUCAGCCGUGCCUCCGCCCCAGCUCAUAUGUACAUACUGAAAGAAGAGGGAGAAUUUAUGAGUAGGAAUCCUCAGCUGCACUGCAAAUGAGCUGACUUCCGGUUUACAGUCGGACAUCCUGUGAGGAGGACAGAUUUCUGGGGCACGCAAGUAGAUUCAUAGCACCUUUCUUCAAUAUGCAUUGCAGAGCAUAGAGAGGCGUUUUAUUUGGGUAAUUUGGAUAAACGCAAGUUAGAUAGGCACUGAAAUCUUUAAGGGGUGCAGAAUACUGAGAGCCUUUAGAUGGCAGAAGAGUCUAACAAGCUUGCAUUCCCUUCAGUGGUAGAUCGAUAUUUUACAAGAUGGUACAAACCAGAUAUAAAGGGCAAGCCAUGUGAAGAUCAUUGUAUACUUCAGCAUUCAAAUCGAAUCUGUAUUAUCACACUAGCGGAAUGUCACCCACUUCUUCAAAAUGAAAAAACCAUUAAAAGUAUUAGUUACCAGAUCAGUGCCAAUUGCAGCAGACUGCAGAACAAAGUCUCUGGAAAAUCGAAAAGGGGUGCUCAAUUCCUAACAGAACUUGCUCCUUUAUGUAGAAUAUCCAGCACAGAUGGUGAAGAGUAUACUAUAUACAGUUGUAUCAGAGGUCGACUCCUAGAAGUAAAUGAAAAUAUCCUUCAAAAUCCUGGAUUAUUGAAAGAAAAGCCAUCCACAGAAGGUUAUAUUGCGGUUGUGCUUCCUAAAUUUGAAGAGAGCAAAACUAUUACAGAAGGACUUCUAUCUCAGCGAGAAUAUGAAGAAAUUGUACAGAGCCGUGCUGCCCUCAGAUCAGAAACUGUGCAGGCAGUGUAUUGACUACAUAUAUUAAUAUACCUACCUCCGAAUGGAAUUAAUUUCCAAGAGAGCAAAAUGACUUCUCAAAACAGUAAUGCAUCAGAAGGCAAUGAUGUUUUGGUAUAUAUUUUUUAUUGAUGCACUAAAUCCCAGCAGUUUUUUGCAGGAUUUAGAUUCGAAACCCUUUAAUGCCAUCUGAUUUUAAAGCACUGGAUAAAAACAACGUUUUUUUUUUGUAUGAUUAGAGCUCAGAUUUAGUUUGGUAUUCAGCUAUUUUUUUUUCCAUUUGAUAUUUUAUAUGACCAAGUUCAAAAAUGCAUUUGGUUUGUAGUUUUUGUAUAAAGUCUGUUGCUGGCUCAGCAAACACAUUUGGUUUUACUUGGAUUUGUAUCUCUGCCAAUGGCUGACUUUGGUACUUGAAGGCAUCACAACAAAAAUAAACGUGGUAUGCAAACUCA
This is a messenger RNA of Xenopus laevis (African clawed frog), 1689 nucleotides long. It is a transcript of the gene abitram.S, whose product is annotated as actin binding transcription modulator S homeolog. The coding region runs from base 701 to 1252 and encodes 183 amino acids. The record is from RefSeq and is a predicted model, not a curated record. NCBI's taxonomy places the organism in Eukaryota, Metazoa, Chordata, Amphibia, Anura, Pipidae. Gene Ontology annotation, cellular component: nucleus; filopodium tip; dendrite. Gene Ontology annotation, biological process: regulation of actin filament polymerization; dendrite morphogenesis; regulation of filopodium assembly. Gene Ontology annotation, molecular function: actin monomer binding; actin filament binding. The transcript is spliced from 7 exons.